This is a messenger RNA of Ilex paraguariensis (yerba mate), 1069 nucleotides long. NCBI's taxonomy places the organism in Eukaryota, Viridiplantae, Streptophyta, Magnoliopsida, Aquifoliales, Aquifoliaceae. The record is from the annotation of a GenBank genome assembly.
AUGGGAGAUUCAAGCGACUCGGUUUCCGUAGAUAUGGAGACGAUUCCUCUUGGCGGGAAGGAGCUUCUAAUAAAAACUGGUUAUGGUUCUGUCUCCGUUGCUGUAUUUGGAGACCAGGACAAGCCAGCUCUGAUUACUUAUCCUGAUUUAGCUUUAAAUCAUUUGUCUUGUUUCCAAGGAUUGUUCUUUGUUCCAGAAGCAUUUUCUUUGCUGCUCCAUAACUUCUGCAUUUACCAUAUUAGUCCGCCCGGGCACGAGUUGGGAGCUGCUGUAAUGAGCCCUGAUGAACCAGUGCUAUCUGUUGAUGAAUUGGCAGAUCAGGUUGCUGGGGUUCUCGAUUAUUUUGGACUUGGUGCGGUAAUGUGUAUGGGGGUGACAGCUGGAGCAUAUAUUCUCACCCUGUUUGCUAUAAAAUACUCACAACGAGUGCUGGGUUUGAUAGUUGUUUCCCCUCUAUGCAAAGCGCCCUCUUGGACAGAAUGGUUGUAUAAUAAGGUGUUGUCAAAUUUACUUUACUUUUAUGGUAUGAGUGGUUUGGUGAAGGACUUGUUGCUUAUGCGGUUCUUCAGUAAGGAUGUUCGUGGCGGUGCCCAAGUACCAGAAUCAGAUACAGUUCAAACAUGCAGAAGAUUGCUGGGUGAGCGUCAGAGUCCAAAUGUAUUGCGGUUUCUUGAAGCUAUUAAUGGGAGAUCAGACAUUACAGAUGGAUUAAAGAAACUCCGGUGUUGUUCCUUAAUAUUUGUUGGAGACAACUCUGCCUUCCACAGUGAGGCUCUCCACAUGACUUCAAAACUAGAUAGAAGAUAUAGUGCCUUAGUUGAGGUUCAGGCAUGCGGGUCGGUGGUGACCGAGGAGCAGCCGGAUGCCAUGUUGAUACCAAUGGAGUAUUUCCUCACAAGGUAUGGCUUCUAUCGGCCAUCUCAGUUUAGUGUCAGCCCAAGAAGCCCCUUGAGCCCGAAGUGUAUCUCCCCAGAGCUUUUCACACCGGAAAGCAUGGGUGUCAAGCUGAAACCAAUCAAGACAAGAAUUUCUCUCCAAGUCUGAAACAUGAUCGAUGGCCCGGGCUGGG